GUUACUGAGAGGUUUACCAGCCGCCUCUCUCUAAAUUAUUCCUCACAGUUAGCAGUAAUCAAUAGGGAGCCUUCAGUAGCAGGUCUCUAUGCCACAUGCUCGGAGCAACCAGCGCUGCCAGGAUUUUUCUACCAUACGUAAAAAAACGCGUCUAGAUCUCAUGGUUUACGGCUCAAGGUUAGGCCCUCGCGGUGUUGCGUAACACCCGCAGCACUUAACGGAUAAGGGCCUACGUUGUGGUGACUCUAUAAAACGAAUUGUAAUGCUAACCGUUAUAAGAUGAAGUGUAGCUGUAUGAGUGGACGGUCAGCAUGGAUAAGGCACAGGUAGCAUUGAGGAGUCUCCUGGUGUUCCUCUUGAUAUUUUGGCCCGGCCGGACUUCAGCUAAUAAACCCGCGGAGAAGGUGUUGGAGGGGACCGUCCGUUUGGAUACUAUCUCUUUCGCUGACGAGACAUCCUAUGCCACUGCUAAACGACAAGCAGCAGAGGCUGAGAAAUACAAAGACGAAAACAGUCGAAAUGUCUCCUUGUUACUGGACUCCUUCUUAGAAGGUUAUGACAAGAGACUUCGACCUAAUUAUAGAGGUAAAGAUCAGAAACCUGGUCCACCAGUUGAAGUGAAUGUGAGCAUGUGGGUACAGAGUGUCAGCUCAAUCUCAGAGGUGGAUAUGGAUUUUACCCUUGAUAUGUACUUCCGUCAGACUUGGACAGACCCCCGACUCCGCUUCACCGAAAUCAAUGAAGAGCUAUCUAUCUCAGCCGACAUGCUUCAGAAGAUAUGGUGGCCUGAUACCUUUUUUGCCAAUGCAAAAAGUGCCCAGUUCCACACGGCCACAACCAAGAAUGCAUUCCUUCGGAUCUCCCCUCAAGGGAACGUUCUCAACAGUCUCAGAUUGACAGUGACGGCGGGAUGUCCCAUGGAUCUCACCUAUUUCCCAAUGGACAGUCAGAAGUGUAGUCUUGAGAUUGAAAGCUUUGGCUACACAACGAAGGAUAUCAUUUACUUCUGGGCGAAAGACAAGUCACCGGUUGGCAUAGCAAGUGAUGUCCAGCUGCCGCAGUUCAAAGUCCAAGGUCACAAUGAAAUUGAACGAUUGAUUAUUCUCAGCACAGGAAAUUACUCGCGUCUUGCCUGUGAGCUAUUCUUCGAGCGAAGCAUGGGUUACUAUCUCAUCCAGAUCUACAUCCCAUCCACGCUGAUUGUGGUGCUGUCCUGGGUGUCGUUCUGGUUGUCUCGAGGGGCUGUGCCAGCCCGUGUCGCCCUUGGUAUCACCACCGUGCUCACCAUGACCACCCUCAUCUCCAGUACCAAUGCUUCCCUUCCUAAGAUUUCCUACCUUAAAAGUAUCGAUGUCUAUUUAGUGACGUGUUUCGUCAUGGUGUUUGCAUCGUUGCUUGAGUACGCCGCAGUCAGUUAUAUAGCAAAACGGUGUGCUCAAGCUGCUGCCGAUGCCAAGAAGGCAGCCGCUCUGGCUGCUGCUGCCUCAGGCAACAAGCCUCCCACACAGUCACAGCCCACCUGUGACGGCAUCCCACCAGAUCAGCGCACCAUUCCAGUCAGCCGCACAUUUACUGCAGAUGACCUCAAUAAUGGCAGCUUAUGGAGACGAAAACACUCGAAUCCAGAGCUUAGACACUCUUUCCCUACGGAAAUACGACUAUCAUCCGUACGGACCAAUUCCAAUUACCACGCUGAAUGCACAUUACUUCCACAACCUCCACCAGGAGUCAUGACUCCAUCGGACUCUUUCGAAUCGGAGGCGACCCGGCACCACAAGCUUCCUCACUGUCGAGAGUGCUGUAGUGUCAGACCGAGCACCAUUGACAAAUAUUCCCGCAUCUUCUUCCCGCUUGUUUUUAUUUGCUUCAACAUCAUGUACUGGGUGACAUAUCUGUACAUUAGUGUGGCGACUGAUGACAAACGAAAACCUACGUAGAGAAAUGCUGACAUGUAGGAUGAAUCAGAGUUGUGCCGGGCUCUGCUUCAACUUCUUGCUGUUUGGGCUGCGAUUCCUUAGUGUUAGGUUAACACAUAGUUUGUUUUCCUUCAAAGAAACAACUGCAACUGCAACUAUUGGAAAAGACGUUUGGUGUAGGGCACCAGUUGAUACGAAAUGAUUCCAAGACAAGUAAUCACUUGGUACAUACUUAAUCACACACAGUAAGAAUUUGAAAUAGUGCAAAGGUGGGAAUUGCGGAAGGCAAGUGAAGGGUGGGUUUGAUCAGAUAUUUUGUAAAGUUCAAGUCUUUCCUGAUGAUGUUAUGUAUGAAGACUUUGCUCAACACACUAUGGAAGAAUAGGAAAUGUGAACCUUCACUGCAGAGACAGUUAUUCUGGAGUGGAUACGAUAUCGUUUCAGUUAGUAGAGAACAUACUUUCACUCAACCGACAGGGGGUUGUCCAUGUGUUCCUUAUUCCUGGCUGUACCUAUAGUUCUGAGUGUGAAGGUAUACACAUGUCCCCAAGCGCAGACGAACAGUUUCCAUGCAAUAAGCUCAAACUAUGGGGAUGAACCGACCAAGGGGAAGCAGGUUUUGGACAUUUGCUUUGAAGUGCCUUUAGGAAAGUUAGCUUGUAGAGUGGCAUCAUCGUAUCCAAUGAGAGAUCAGGGUAUCAACACAUGGCCUUAUGCAUGCGCUUUAGGUCAUCAUAAGUGUCUGUUUUGUCACUUUUUGUUUCAAAUCUUUGCGUGAAUAUGGAUAAUCGUGGACCUGAUCCCAUUGUCCUUUCGUGCUAGAAAAGGAUUGCCCACAGCCAGUUCAUUUCAUGUGAGAAUAUGUAAUGUGUGACAUACCUAAUAAUAUAAUGUGGUUUAUACAUAAUACAAAAUAUCCCAAUAUCAGCUCUUUGUAAUGCGAAUCUUUCCUGUAAAGUAGGAUUCCUGCUAACUUGCUUCAUGUAUUGAAAGGGAAGUUUCUAACUGCUUGACGUCUACCACCAAAUAGACUUUGUGUAGAAACGAUGCGUUGCAACAACCUUGCCAUUGUCACUUCUUGAUGUAAAUACAUUGUAUCAACUGUUGAAGCUGAUAAGCCUUUAGACCUAGUUGCAUUUCCAUGAUGAAGUGAGAGGAUAUGCUUUUGUUGGACCAUCUUAGCUCGUGUGGAUGGCAGAGAUGAUUUGUAUGUUCCUGUUUGCUUGUGUUUGGGUCACUAUUGCUUCACAGCUUCAAAGACUGCAUACCUGUAUGUAACAUUCUCAUGGUGAAAACCUGUCAUGAUGUGUACAACUCCAGGCACGGAUGAGGCAUAUAACCGUAGACCGGACAUGUUCGCCCUAUCCCUGAAAGAUGUUGAUCUGGCGGUGUGAUUGAGAGUUUGAAUGCUGUGCUGUAGACUGUUGUGUAAAUGUGAAUGUGAUCACUCACUAUGGAAAUGCAAUGGAAAUUCCAGUUUUUACCAAGAAAGGUAAUGGGACAAUGGAGACUGGACAAAUCAAGAUGUGUCUGUCAGAGAUCAGACAGCCUCUUCGGAUCACUUUAUUCUCAUCAUGAAAAAGUCGACAUUCUUGAUGUUGAUUCGCUCUUUGUAAUCGUUCAUUUACUGUUGAACAUAGCAUCGAAACACAACGCUCUGUUUGUGGAAAAUUUGGGGGAACAUUGUCGAUAUAUGAUAGUUUAGGCUUGCUUCAUGAUCAUUCUAUUGAUGAUUGUGAGAUUUUUAUAGUGUAAAUAAGUCACGUACAUGGAAUGUAUAGAUUUUUUAUAAUGAUGUAUGUUAUGUGACAUUGAUCUGAGAUAGGUUUUAGAUCCUUGUUUUGUCUAUUAAAUAUCUCAUGUUUUUGUUUAAACUUGAUAGCUGGAUGUAAUAUGGGAAUAUUUUAGCAACAUUUUUUUCAAAAGCUUGUAUGUAACUUAUGGAACAAGUGUGACUUCCUAUUGUAAACAGAAACUUGAAAAUGAACAGAAGCUGUGGCUAUAGUAGCUGAAAGAUGCUUCACAGCUCAAGACAUGACUUGAUGUUGAGUAAAAGGCAAUACAUUCUGACCCGUUUGGUGUCAACCUUACUGAAUGAAUGGACUUAAGAUAUAUAACCUCUUUCGUUUAUUUCUCAUGUUCUGGUUGUAGGCAUAGCAAUGUUUAUUCAAACUGGUGGAAAGUCACUCCACAAUGUUUGUCUGCAGGUUGCCUUACUUCAUGUACAUAGUGUAAAAUAGGAUUCAUCCUGGUCGAAUGUACAUUUAAAUCAAAGAUGGGAUGUUUUAGAUGCUCAAUCAGAAAUCACCUGGCAUGGAGUCGCCAUGAUCAGAGAAUAGCCCCUCAGCAAAUUAAGAUUAUCAUAUCAACUUCAAGCAUGUCAUAUUUGGCUACAGAGUGACACAUACUAUUAGAUUUUAGUUCGUUGCCUCCAUAGACAUGAAUCGGGUUACUUCAGCGAACAGAGAAGGACUGAAGAAUUGAGAUGAGAGCAAUGGGCGCUAGCACUGGGCUCCACAACUUGUGGAUAGCAGAGUGUACAGCAGGCUGGUCAUGAACAUGCGUAUCACAGAGAGGCUUUGUGCCUCAACAGUUGUAUUUUUUCAUAUGUGAUUACCGAGACCAAUAUCUGCGAUUUCUUAUCUAUUGUUAUUUAUGUAUAGUUAUGGUGAUUGAUUUUAUUCUAAGUUUGAUUCUAUAAAAUGUAGUAUUUGUUAUCUAAGUAUAAUUUUUGUGCUAUUGGAACUUUACUUUUUAUUCUACAUUUUGUUUAAAUCAAAGUGGGCCAAAAUUUGGUUCUGACUAUCUUUAGUGUUUUUGGUAGAAAUACAUGGUUAACAAGCAUGUAAUUGACAAAUUAAAGGGAAUGAUAUGUAAUUGUUCCUUAUCGCUGUUGGUAAACGAAACCAUAAUCACUUCAAUUAAGACUUUAAUCUUAGUCGUAGUUAUCCGUUUAGUAUCUUGUGUAUCACCCUGAAGCUGUCAUAACGACCAGGAGCUGUUAGGUUGCGAAGUGAAUAUUGGCUUAUUCAUCGCUGUUCAUUUUAGGAUGGGGCAGGUGCGGCCUAUCGUUGUGUCACAAUGCCUCCUGGCGAAUUAUAUCUCGGUAAAAACAUGUACACAGGCGACAAUCAUUGGUGAUUGCAUCACACAUUACCUUUACCACGUAUUUUUAUAUUCAAACUCACUAUAUCAUCAAAGUGUAUAAUAUGAUCAAUAAAUCAUCUUUG
Lineus longissimus is the source of this 5146-nucleotide messenger RNA. Its product is annotated as gamma-aminobutyric acid receptor subunit beta-like. Lineage: Eukaryota; Metazoa; Nemertea; Pilidiophora; Heteronemertea; Lineidae. The transcript is spliced from 9 exons. Gene Ontology annotation, biological process: chemical synaptic transmission; signal transduction; chloride transmembrane transport. The record is from RefSeq and is a predicted model, not a curated record. Gene Ontology annotation, cellular component: GABA-A receptor complex; plasma membrane; neuron projection. Gene Ontology annotation, molecular function: chloride channel activity; extracellular ligand-gated monoatomic ion channel activity; neurotransmitter receptor activity. Bases 312 to 1937 code for a protein of 541 amino acids.